This is a messenger RNA of Clupea harengus (Atlantic herring), 994 nucleotides long. RefSeq names its product MRG/MORF4L binding protein (gene mrgbp). Gene Ontology annotation, biological process: regulation of transcription by RNA polymerase II. The record is from RefSeq and is a predicted model, not a curated record. Gene Ontology annotation, cellular component: nucleus; NuA4 histone acetyltransferase complex. Lineage: Eukaryota; Metazoa; Chordata; Actinopteri; Clupeiformes; Clupeidae.
UAUGGCCCUGGGGGGCGCUGUUUUCCCUGUUCUAAAAUCCAUUCUCCGUGUCUGUCUGCAGUGUGUUGUGUUGCUGUUGCAGCGGAGUCCAUUGUUUGUGUCAGAAACAUGGGGGAAGCUGAGGCCGUUCCUGCGGACGAGAAACAGGCCGACUCUGGGUUAGGUCCUGCAGAUGAGUCGGUAAUAUGGAGCCAAGAGGUGGAAGUGUGCCUCUUUCAUGCCAUGCUGGGUCACAAACCUGUUGGUGUAAACCGUCACUUUCACAUGAUAUGUAUUCGGGACAAGUUCAGUCAGAAUAUUGGCAGACAGGUGUCGUCGAAAGUCAUCUGGGACCACCUUAGUACGAUGUAUGACAUGCAAGCUUUGCAUGAGUCCGAAAUAUUGCCUUUUCCUAAUUCUGAAAAAACCUUUGUGCUACCAGAGGAGAUCAUUCAAGAGGUGAAGGAAGGUAAACUUGUCUCAGAAGAUGAUGUGAAGGAGGAGUUUAAAGAGGAGCGGGAUCCUCCUGCAACGCAUGAAGAAGGUCUGGGUCCCAGUAUGGCCGGCCAGGAUAUUGAGAGGCAGCAACUCCUCGGUGAAGAUGGUGGAGAAGCCAAGCGUCAAGGACAAAGAGAGGGAGCGGGAACGGGAACGGGACCGGCCCGAGAGGGUCCCGGGUGAGGCCGCCCAGCCCAAGGAGGCGGUGGGGGAGAAGAGAAAGAGGAACCGGGCCACCGAAAAGAUGCUCAGCUCCAGCAACCCCUCCAGCCCCGGCGGGGCCAAACGGCGGCGGACGUAGUGUCCCCAAGGUGCCCCGCGCUGGAAGUAGGCCCGAAGCCAGAGACAAAUGUAAGGUGUCCAGACACAGUUAUUUGGGGGGGGGGGGGGGGGGGGGGGGGGGAGCAAGGGGGUAGGCUUGCUGGAGCAACAAGAUCUGUCGGCUGUGAACAGAGGACAGGAGGAUGGGGAAGUGAUGAGUGUGGAAGGUGUGUGGCCUGCACACUCGUGUCGGGGU